UGGUUGCUUCACAACCUAUAGAGGAUAGUACAUGUGAGCUCACAUCUAAAGACCAGAGCUGCAGCGCUGCCACAACUUCCACAGCUGCAACACCACUAGCACAAGAUUUCAGCGGUCAGAUUUCAUCUACAGUGGUUGCUUCACAACCUAUAGAGGAUAGUACAUGUGAGCUCACAUCUAAAGACCAGAGCUGCAGCACUGCCACAACUUCCACAGCUGCAACACCACUAGCACAAGAUUUCAGCGGUCAGACAAGCAAAUCUCUCCUACAUAAUACUUCUAUAAAAAAGAAGCAGAGAAAAGUUAUCCGUGCACAAGUCCAAAAGAUUAGACGACUUAGGAAGGCUUUACAGAAAAAAAUCAAGUAA
This is a messenger RNA of Paramuricea clavata, 368 nucleotides long. Lineage: Eukaryota; Metazoa; Cnidaria; Anthozoa; Malacalcyonacea; Plexauridae. The record is from the annotation of a GenBank genome assembly.